This is a messenger RNA of Exaiptasia diaphana, 2348 nucleotides long. Its product is annotated as sugar transporter SWEET1. Gene Ontology annotation, cellular component: membrane. The record is from RefSeq and is a predicted model, not a curated record. Gene Ontology annotation, biological process: carbohydrate transport. The coding region runs from base 63 to 1220 and encodes 385 amino acids. NCBI's taxonomy places the organism in Eukaryota, Metazoa, Cnidaria, Anthozoa, Actiniaria, Aiptasiidae. Gene Ontology annotation, molecular function: sugar transmembrane transporter activity. The transcript has 10 exons.
UCACUUUUUUUAAUUUUUGUACGUGUUCUAAAUUAUUUCCCCGCGCUUUAUUUAAUGUAACUAUGAGUCUCUUAGGGUUCUUAUCAUGGUUGGCUACUCUAACUACAAUUGGAUUUUACCUCACAGGAUUGCUUGAUUGCAAGAAAAUAAUCGAUAAUGAUGGGCCUGGUGCUGUGCCUUUCUUGCCUUUCUUGACUUCACACUUCUGUUGUGGAUUAUGGUUUGCAUAUGGGGUUUUAAAGGCCGAUGCCACUGUCAAGUUUGUAAAUGCAGCUGGUAUGGGUUUGACAGCAAUCUACAUGGUGUGCUAUAUUUCAUUUAGCAAAAGAAAGAGUGUGCAAUUCACUUUGAUAAUCUUAUGUGGGAUGUUAGCAUUUGGUCUSGAGUACUACUUAAACCGYGUUAUACGUGAUAAGCACACAAGGACUGAGUACCUGAGUCUUGCUUGUAUUAUUACUACAAUAGUAAUGCAAGCAUCACCAUUAUUUACAGUUGUAAGUAUUCUAGCAAAUGCUAGAAAAUGUCCUGCUAGUUUAGUGGUUUUGGUCAACCUAUUUCUGUUCAUAAUGAUUAUAUGGAUUCUAUCAUGGCUAGCUACUAUUCUCACAAUUGGAUUCUUUCUCUCAGGAACAGUGACCUGCAAGGCAAUUCUGGAUAAGAAAAACACUGGCACAGUUCAAUUUUUACCUUUUUUGACAACUCUUAUGAGUUGUAGUUUAUGGACUGCCUAUGGACUUAUGAAAGGAGAUGGCACAAUAAUCCGAGUCAAUGUAGUUGGUGUUCUUCUUCAGGUUGUUUACAUGAGCUGUUUUCUCUAUUACAGUGUGAACAAGAAAACCGAGUUUAAACAUAUGAGCUAUGUUGCAGUAGCUGGUUUAGUGGUGUAUAUUUACAUGAUGAAAAUAGUUGAUGGUGACAUUGAGCGAACAUCACAAUUAGGAAGGCUGUGCACUAUUGUUACCAUAGUGAUGAUGGGAUCGCCACUGGCAACCAUGGCAGAGGUGAUCAGAACCAAGAGCACAGAGACAAUGCCUUUUGUAUUUGCAUUCUUGGUAACAAUACAGUCACUGGUUUGGCUUUGCUAUGGAAUCGCUGUUCAUGAUCUUAACGUCCAGUUGCCAAAUGGUACAGGAGUUCUGCUUGGAUUAAUACAAUUAGCGAUGUUUUGCAUCUACCCCUCAACACCACCAACACAAAGACAUGUUGUCGACCUGGCUUAAAAUGUCAUAAUGAUAAACGGAUAAAGGCAAUGAGCAGCGACACCAUUUUUGUACAUCAAUGCAUGAUGGGAGUUGUAGUCCUCGCCCUUUUUUUAUUUCCUCCAAAACGGUUGUGUAAAAAGAUAAACACCGUAAAAAAGUCGGAGUAAACAGUAAGUUAGUUGUUUCACCUACUGUUUUACGGUGCUAAAUGUAUCUUUUUGCACAACUGUUUCUUUAGAAACACCGACGCAGCUCACACCAGUUUACCCCUAGUUCCCAUCACCUCCAAACGGUUGGCUACUAAACCGAUUUGACAAAAAUAGCAGUACAUAAUUGUGUUUGCAUAAAAAUAUAGAAAUAGCUUUUAAGAGAGAUUUUAGGGGGAUAUAUAAAGUCCGUUGAUUACAACUCCCAUCAUGCUUUGCUAUACAAAAUGGCGUCUGUGCACAAUGYCUAAUAACGUAUUAAAACAUUAGGUCGCAGAUUAGACACUAAGCCAUGUGRGAUAUCUUGAAACAUGCGCAGAGAGUAGUUUGCGAGUUUUGGUAUAAUUUAGAUCCGAGACUGGCAUCUUUGACAACCACUGUGGACAACUGCUGGAACUUCAUCACCAAAAUCCAUUUUCAAACGGAAAAUAUAUGUAAUGCAUUAAUUAAAAAACGCAUAAAGUCUUAAGUAUGUGGGCUUUUAAAAACAAUAAAAUUUUGCGUAAAGCCCAGCUUCAUUAACGAUAUUUGCAGUACUAUGCACCAUAUGUAUUUUAGCCUACUAACAGGCGUUCCUCCUGGGGGGCCGAGAAGGAAUGGGCUCCUCCUCUUCAUUCCUUCUCGGCCCCCCAGCAGGAACGCCURUUAGCAGGCUAUAUGUAGUUCAAAAAACAUAAUUUAAAUGACAUUAUCACAGCUAAGAUCGAAAGGGAGCAUGGUCAAGUAAAUAAUAUGAGUACUCCGGUCGUACUUCAAUAGGCCUUUUCUGUGAUAGGAGUUUGCAUUGCAUUGUGGUCUAGAUUCGGUACAAACAUCGUUUUGUUGAUGCUACCAAAUAUARCRUUGUUUGUACUGAAUCUACACYACACAAUGCAACAUGAUUUUGUAUUUAAGAAAGGUCAUUGCAAGAAGAUUSAUUAAUUACAAUAGAUAUAAUGAC